AGGUUAAUAGGCAAUAAUGCGUGCUUGGAUGCUUAUCCCCUUCGUUCUGAUGCUCACAGUCAUGUGCUUCACCAUGGCAGAGCCAGUACCUGUAGAUGCGGCAGAAGCGGACUCAGACGUCAGCAGCAUUGUCCGCCAAAAGAGACAAUUUCUGUAUGGAUACCCCAGCUACAGAACGUAUACAUAUUAUGCAUACCCCAGCUACAGCUAUUAUCCUUCCUACUUUGUGUGGUAUUAAAUGAGGAUAACGCAUAUGACACACUCAUCAUAUACUAUAUCUUUUUCACAUCUAUCC
Molecule: messenger RNA, 295 nt
Organism: Cylicocyclus nassatus
Lineage: Eukaryota; Metazoa; Nematoda; Chromadorea; Rhabditida; Strongylidae
Source: the annotation of a GenBank genome assembly